This is a messenger RNA of Silurus meridionalis, 3881 nucleotides long. It is a transcript of the gene gfra1b, whose product is annotated as gdnf family receptor alpha 1b. The record is from RefSeq and is a predicted model, not a curated record. The transcript has 9 exons. Gene Ontology annotation, cellular component: external side of plasma membrane; signaling receptor complex. Gene Ontology annotation, biological process: nervous system development. The coding region runs from base 822 to 2201 and encodes 459 amino acids. NCBI's taxonomy places the organism in Eukaryota, Metazoa, Chordata, Actinopteri, Siluriformes, Siluridae. Gene Ontology annotation, molecular function: signaling receptor activity.
AUUGUUCUCUUUCCCUGGGCUAACCAUAACGCAAAUCCAAGUUAGCUUGGUCCAGUAAGUCCAGGAUCAUUGAGCAGGAAGGGCAGCAGAGUGAAAGUGCUCCAAACAGUAGCCAAUCCCAGAGCAGGGUCCGUGAAGAUGACGUCGAUCUUUUUAGUCGCAGCGGCGCGUCCAUGUUUGGAGUCACUUUAAGUGAAGCAGUGAGUGAGCAGUGCCUCUGAGCCCCUGUGGGACACUGGAGAGGGUUGGAACUGCACCUGCUCGGGGUUCACAAGCUGAACACUUGGAAUAAUACUGCGUCUAGUAUAGAGAAUUGGUCACAAGUACAAGUAGCGCGUCGGGACAGACAGUAGUCGAAAAAGUGAGGAAAGAUGAACAUGCACUGAUACUCCGUGCGCACAGAGUCAGUGUCUCCGCUCUCCAAACUCCAAACCAAACCACACUUAGAAAACAAACAGAGACCGACAUGAACCUUUCUGCUGCCAUAACAAAAACACUUCGCUCGAGGCUUUUGCUCAGGACAUCUCACUCGACAUUGUAGAAUAGAAACUAGGAAUGUCCUUUACGCACGGGUGCCUGCACUUCCCACUGGAUCGGUUUGGUUUCUAACAUCCGCGGACGUGAUUGUGUUUGUUUGUGGUUGUGUCCCAAUACGAUAUCAAGAUCAGAUCGGAGUGUCACAUUUGGAUGUACAGCUGCGCAAUGUGUGGCCACUGUUUCUGGUGCGGUGCGCAAUCGGCGCGCAGAGGAUUUAUCUGGGAAGCCCGCAGGUUUUAACAAAGUUGCUCUGCUGUUGAAAAAGGACUCAAAUAAAAACCACGAUGACAUUCUUAACUUUUUGGAUAUUGUUUCCUCUUCUGGACGUCCUCCACGUGUCGUUAGGAGCUGAGCUGGUGCAGACUCGGGCGUCCCGGCUGGAUUGUGUCCGGGCUCAUGAGCAGUGUCUUGGCCGGUAUGGCUGCAGCUCUGCUUUCCGCACAAUGAGGCAGUGUUUGGCGGGUACAGGGGGCAACUUCAGCGCACUAAGCGAGCCCGAGGCACAGGAUGAGUGCAGGAAUGCCAUGGAGUCCAUGAGACAGAGCUCUCUGUAUAACUGCAAAUGUAAGAGAGGAAUGAAGAAAGAGAAGAAGUGCCUGCGCAUCUUUUGGAGCGUCUAUCACAGUUUACAGGGCAAUGAUUUGCUGGAGGACUCUCCAUACGAGCCAGUGAACAGCCGUCUGUCUGACAUAUUCCGCCUGGCUCCCAUCAUAUCAGGUGAGGCAGCUUUUAGCAAGGACAACAACUGUCUAAAUGCAGCAAAGGCCUGCAACUUGAACGACACAUGUAAGAAAUACCGCUCGGCUUACAUCAGCCCAUGCACCAGUAGGGUUUCCACCACUGAGGUGUGCAACAAGCGCAAGUGUCACAAAGCCCUGCGCCAGUUUUUCGACAAGGUGCCGGCCAAGCACAGCUAUGGUAUGCUGUUUUGUUCGUGUCCAUCUGGAGAACACUCAGCGUGCUCAGAGCGCAGACGCCAAACCAUCGUGCCAGCAUGUUCCUAUGAGGACAAGGACAAGCCCAAUUGUCUGUCCCUGCAAGCCUCCUGCAAGACCAACUACAUUUGCAGGUCUCGUCUGGCUGAUUUCUUUACCAACUGCCAGCCAGAGGCUCGUUCGAUAUCCGGCUGCCUAAAGGAGAGCUAUGCUGAUUGUCUACUGGCUUACUCUGGUCUUAUAGGGACAGUGAUGACGCCGAAUUACCUGCGCUCAAGCAUCAGUGUGUCUCCCUGGUGUGACUGCACCAAUACCGGCAACAGCAAACCAGAAUGUGACAAGUUCUCCGAAUUCUUCACUAAUAACCGCUGUCUCCGUAAUGCUAUCCAGGCAUUUGGGAAUGGUACAGAUGUUGGUGUGUGGCAGCCUCAACCUCCUAUCCAACCAACUGGCGAUUCCAGCACUCCUCAUAGAGGACAGGAGAGGACAAUUAAUAGAUUGGAUGACCCAACAUUUACAAAUGAUAUGGACCCCAGCAAUGGUCACCACCUCUACAGCUUCUGUGGAAACCUCCAGGCACAGAAGCUAAAGGUGAAUGUCACAUUGGAUGUUGUGUGUGUGGACCCUCCUCUGGCUGACCCGAGUAGCUUCAACGCUAUAUCAGGAAGCUCAUCCAGCCUCGUCCACUCAAUCGCCGUCCUCUUUGUUCUCCAGCUGCUGAAUUUGUAGCCGCAGUCUCCGUUCCUGGCUGCUUCUGUAAAAUACUCAAACACAACUGAUGCCGUACCAAGUGUGAUGUCUAGAUGUGCUAAAGCCAAUUUCCUUCUUUGAUUCCUGAUGGAUAAAAAACGAAGACAGUGUCACUGACGUGGAAAUUGAAAAGGCCACUGAUCAAAAAUAAAUAAAAAGUGAACACUUUGUCACUGUUUGCUUUUAAUGUAGUAACUUGUAUUGGAAAUUAUCAUUUGUUUUGAAGGUUUAUCCAUCUGUGGUGUUGAAACGGAGUUGCAGAGAAAAAUCAGGAUCAUUUAAUGCAUUAAGAUGGACCCCCUACUGCAGCAAGUCCCUUUUGGCUAAUGGAAAAAGACUGAACAAUUUACAUAUGUAAAUUUUCCUAGAGACAAGCUAAACUCUUGCACUCAGCUGUCCAUGCUACAGCCAAAAUCCCACAUCUCUGAGAAAAGCAUCUGCCUUCUAAUCCAGCCCAUUAGCUCUUUCAACAGUCAUGGUUUCCCCUGUGUGUCUCCAGCAUGGCCCUGAUACAGACUGAGCCUUAGGGCAAAAGCAUGAGAAGACAAAAAAAAUAAAUAAAUUUCCGGACUCUUUUACAUACACAGGAAUUUUUUUUUCUGCUUUAUGUUUCACAAGUAAGACUUUAAAAGCUGAAUGUUCAGCAUCAAUUGCAUUUUUUUUGGUGGAGAAAUAUUUAUUUCCUUUGCUUUUGUAAUGUCACAAAUGUUUAGCCUUGUAAUUUUUCCAAACAGGAAUUUUGCAGAUUUAUGCCACAUGACCACUGCUGGGUAAAAAUAUCACCUGAUGUGUUUUUAGCUGUGUACAUUCAUGUUAAAUGGGAAGCGAAAAAGAGACAUAGAUUUGAACAUUAAAAGCCGUAGUCAUGAAUUUGAUAGUAUUGUACAUGCUAGGACGCUUUUGUGCUCACAACAGGUAUAAAGACUGUUUACUCUAAUUGAUCUAGCCUUUCUGUUAGCUGGAACCAGCCUGGCCAUGCUAGUCUGCUCCCUCAUCAACAACUGGUUGUGGGUUUUUUUUUCCUGUUGUAUUUCCCAGCAUUCUGUGCAAAAUAUAGACAUUAUUAUCUGUGAAAAUCCCAGGAGAUCAGUUUCAGAGAUGCUCAACCAACCAUGCGACAGUCACUGAGAUCAGUUUUUUCCACAUUCUGACAUUUGAUGUAAACAUUAAAAUAAAGCUUUUGACCUGGAUAUUUUAUACAUUGCACUGUUGCCACUUAAUUGGCCAAUCAGAUUUACUGUAUGCAUGAAUGUGCAGGUGUUCCUAAUUAACUGGAUGGUGAGUAUUUCAAUGCUGUGUAUUAUUCAAUAGUGUAUAACUAAUGCUUUCAUUAAUAAUUUGAUUCUUUUUAACACUCAAAAAUUUUGGGUCUCUUUUUUGCUUCUAAAUAAAAUCAAAGAAAACGUCACCAUACACAAGGAUGAUGAUUCGAUCUAAAGCACCCCUAUGUAUAAUGUACUGUAAAAUAAGUGAACAUGGUUUCUCUCUCUCUCUCUCUCUCUCUCUCUCUCUCUCGAUCUCUUUUAGACGAGGUGUUCAUAAAAUUCAGCAUUGUCGUGGUACUGUGAACCGUUCAAGAAAAAAAGAAAUAAAAUGAAAUAAGUGCACAUGUAUAAUAGGGCUGUAAGUAGUGAUGCAAUGACAAAUACAUUAAAGGAA